CGAGACCAGACGCGGAGCUAUGGCCGAGCUGCUGCGGACGCCGGCCGGGAGAUGAUCGAUGAACACGUGCACGAAGAAAUGGGCAGGACAAUCCAGAGAGAUCGCGUGUUCUGAGGACAGCACAGCCAGGCUGCGGAUGCUCGAGUACACGGUCCAGAUGGGGAAGAUCAACGCAGAGUGGGUCCCAGAGUGGGUGGAAGCUUGGGCUCUAGGGCGUGCGGGACUCAGCUGGCAGCAGCCCCACGUCUCUGUGGUUCUAAAGCCCAAUCCGUUUCUGCUCAGCAGGGAGACGGCCAGUUCCCCAGAGAACUUGUCCAGGGUCCCAGCUGUGGCUCUGGGAGGGCUCAGGGGUUGGGGAGGGAGUAUCCCGAGGCCAUGGGCCCUCCCUCUGUGGCUUGGGGUGCAGAUGUGCACCACCCUGCCCUGUCCUCUUGAGUCCUCUGGGCUCAUCUGAGUGGGCGCAUUCGGGUGGUGCAAACUCUGGACGGCAUCGUGUGUCUUUUCUUCUCUGGCUGGCACUGAAUUGCUGUUCACCAGAUGCCAGCAAUGAGGACACUCCCCCUCCCGGAUGCAGGACUGGUUGCCACCACGGGGAGGGGUGCACUGUGCCACAUGCUCCCAGGACAUUGGCCAGGGGGCUAUAAAGAACAUCUUGAGAGGAGCCAGCACAGCCUUGUUCAGACGCCCAGUGACGUGCCGAGGUUGGCAGCACAGAGCUCUGGAGAUGAAGACCCUGUUCCUGGGUGUCACUCUCGGCCUAGCCACUGCCCUGUCCUUUGCCCUGGAGGAGGAGGAUAUCACAGGGACCUGGUACGUGAAGGCCAUGGUGGUCGAUAAGGACUUUCCGGAGGACAGGAGGCCCAGGAAGGUGUCCCCAGUGAAGGUGACAGCCCUGGGCGGUGGGGACUUGGAAGCCACGUUCACCUCCAUGAGGGAGGAUCGGUGCAUCCAGAAGAAAAUCCUGAUGCGGAAAACGGAGGAGCCUGGCAAAUUCAGCACCUAUGGGGGCAGGAAGCUCCUGUACCUGCAGGAGCUGUCUGGGAGGGACCACUAUGUCUUUUACUGCAAAGACCAGCGCCGUGGGGGCUUCCACACGGGAAAGCUUGUGGCAUCUGCUCCCUGCAGGGCCGUGCCACUGUCCCCACCUCGGCUCACCUGGCCACCUCACCCGCAGGGAGGAAUCCUGAUACCAACCUGGAGGCCCUGGAAGGAUUUAAGAAAUUGGUGCAGCGCAAGGGACUCUCGGAGGAGGACAUUUUCACGCCCCUGCAGACGGGAAGCUGCGUUCCCGAACACUAGGCAGCUCCUGGGUCCGCACCUCCAGAGCUCACCCUACCGCCAGACACAGAGCCUGGACCACCUGGACCUACCCUCCAGCCAUGACCCUUCCCUGCUCCCACCCACCUGACUCCAAAUAAAGACCUUCUCCCCCA
Molecule: messenger RNA, 1433 nt
Organism: Symphalangus syndactylus (siamang)
Lineage: Eukaryota; Metazoa; Chordata; Mammalia; Primates; Hylobatidae
Gene: OBP2B
Product: odorant binding protein 2B
Molecular function (GO): small molecule binding
Source: RefSeq, a predicted model, not a curated record